This is a messenger RNA of Amoebophrya sp. A120, 8350 nucleotides long. The record is from the annotation of a GenBank genome assembly. Lineage: Eukaryota; Dinophyceae; Syndiniales; Amoebophryaceae.
AUGGCAGCCGGACCGCCCGAAACAAGUCAGCAAAAUGCACCGCCGAAGCAGGACCAAAAAGUGGUCGGCCCUGACAUCUAUGGCGCCAAAGAAACUUAUCAGCUCAUUCGGUCGCUGCAAGCCGCGCUGUUCGGAGGCGUUUAUGAAGCGAAAGGUGCGUACUGAUUGACAAUUUAUGAUGAAUGAUGAAGUGCUGUCAGGUCUACUGACUGUCACUGUUUUGCACAGAUGAAUACAAGAUGAAGAUCAAUAUGCUAAAACCAUGUGCAACCGACCCAUGAUAUCAAAGCAGGUUGCACAACUGGCCGCUCCUUUGCCGUCAAGGUCCUGCACAAAAGCGAGCUCAGCAAGUCGCCACCCAGUUUGGACUUCUGCGAGGUGCCGCUGUCAGAAAUACGCUUUGAAAAGCAGAUGCGCGGGCACGAGCACAUCGUUGAGGUGAGUAUUGAAGUUACUUAUGUAUGUAAGUGUACUUGUUUUGCACUUGCAUCACCAUUAGCACGAUGGAUAAUAACGACCACGACCUGGGCAGUCAAUAGAACCCGGGCCUGCGAAGAUACUCAAAACUGAAAAGCGCACCUUCAAAUGGAAAUUUAGGUCCACGAGGCCUUCGAGGACGAGUAUUGUCAUUACAUUGUGUUCGAGCUAGCUGCAAAAGGAGAUUUGCUGGAAGCGCUGAAGACCAAGCCCGAUGGUUUCCCAGAGCAACAAUGCCGGUAGGAGGUGGAUAUUGAUAUUGAUAUCAUAUUAAUGUUCCAUCGAUGUUCAUGUUGCACACAAUCGAAUUCGCUAGUGGCGAACGACGGAAAACUGGAAUCAUCAUCAUGUGAUUUCUUGGACAAAAAGGAAACACCGUGAUGUAACACCUUCCUCCCAAGGUUUCUGAUGCGGCAGGCUGCAUUGGGCCUUGCGGCGCUGCACGACCAGAAAAUGGCCAUGCAGGACGUUUCGCUGGAGAACUUGCUCAUCUUUGUGUACGGUGACACGGUCCGCAUAAAGAUUUGCGACCCCGGACAAGCGGUGGAAUUUGCGCUUGACGAAAAGACACAGGAGGAAAAAACUGUACCCUACAAGGGCUUGGUCGGCAAAAGCUUCCGGCCGCCGGAACUGUCGGAGAAAAGACCCUAUCUCGCGACGAAAGUGGAUUCCUGGUGCCUAGGCUGGAGUACAAGAAGAUUCCUCUUGUUUAUUGGACUGCUGUUUCCAUAAGAAUUUCGAUUUCCGUUUUAUCUACUUUGAUGGCAUCUACUCAUCUAGUAGGGAGUCUUUCGUCGAUAGAUGACGAAGUAAUUGAACAAUACAGAACUGUGCGAAAUAAAAUCAGGUACUUUCUACCUCCUCUCCGCUUUGCCCCUGUUCCUCUCGGCCGACAGCGCCCAGCGCGACCAGGAGUACUGGCAGUAUUUUCGCCGGGGCGAUCUGGAGGGUUUGUUUCGGCGGAAGAUAUCCGCUGCAAAAGUAUCGUACUAGUAUAAAUUGCAUAUACAAAUUUUCCCAAAAACAAAAAUGCAAUUUGUCAUGCUAUUUCAGGUAGAGAGUUGGAUUUGUUAUGCAUAUCUGCAAUCAGUACGAGUGCGAUACUUUUGCACAGGAUAGAAGAACCAGAUUGACCAAAAGCUGUCGCCGAUGUGCCUCGACUUUAUCGUGCAACUGAUGAAGAUCGAGCCCAGCAAACGCAUCUCCGUGCACGACUCCUUGAAGCACCCCUGGCUCGCGGGGGAGGCUGUGCCGAGACAACUGACGGUGUCGGAAUUGGACACGAUUGAGCGGAAGCAGGCAAACUACCCCCGGGUCCGAAACGCGGAUCACUUAGACGCGUUUCAAACCAGCAGCUCCGCAGGGCAUUUUCUGUUCCGCCCGGAAAUACGGAAAGCGAACAUGCUUCGCGGCGCCGGAGGCGCGAGCCAAUCUACAACCGGCGCCGCAGCGGCAACCACCGCCGGCGGCUCGAGCUCGAGCAGCAUGUAUAGUCAGUACUUAUUUAUUGUGGUGCUGCUGGUGAGAAAUCAAAAUGUUGAGGACGCUGCCCAGGGCCGAGCUAUCAUCCCUAUUAACAACGCUUGAGUUUGUAAAAUGACCAUAGUAUUAGUACCUCCGAGUUGUAAUAAGGAUGCAUUGUCACACCAGGUUUCGCACGCGCUCGCCGAUGCCACAAGUGAUUCCGUCCCCGAGGUUUCAGAGUCCAUUUGGACAGCGACUCCGCUCGCCCUCUCCUUUACCGUCGAACUGGGCAAAACGGUGAGAGAACACUUCAGCGAUAUUCAUUGUUAAUUGUAGCCAGCAAGCAACGUAUCCAGAACUUGAGCUUCUUCUUCGGUUCUCGGUGCUCUUUUAAGAUGAACUAGAUGAACUACCUUAGGGCGCGUGGAAUAGCAAAAAUCCUAGAUCGAUGCCCUGGAGUAGCAGGAGUUCGAGUUGUAGAAGAAAACUAUCCACUCAGCUCCUUCUCCCCGAUGCCGACUUUGGGCUUUAUCUCGCCCGCCGCACCGCCCCCGGCGCAGUUUGGAAACUACAAAGCCUGUAUGUCGGCCGUGAAGAGUAGAGAGCCCGCUUCGAUCGGAAAGACGCAAUUGCUGCACCAGGACCAGCCAGAGCGAAAAUCACUAGGAGCUCCUACCGGUCUGGGAUCUACGGUAGAAAAACUCGAGUUAAUAAAUACGGUUACUUCAGAUUUUUAUGGUUCUAGCACAUAAUUCCGUACAAGUACAAUAUAAGUAACGGUGGACCUUCGUUCCCUUGCAUACUAAGGUCAUUGAGAUCACAAACAGAAGCAACGACCAUAUCGUGAAGAUGAUUUGGACUUCUACGUCUGAUCCACAAUUCAUUCAAUUUCUAAUCCUGCUUAUUUUUAAGGCUUACAGAAAUUAGUUCCUACCCUUGUUCCCGAAAGCUUAGGUUUGAAAAAAAUGGAAACAAACCGCGAGGGGGGUUUAGCUUGCAAACUCUCGCAGUCGCUUGGAAUGGCCGAAGGCCAUGAAAAAUGUGGCUGGGAAGCAGCCAGCGCGCGAGCUUGGGGGAGAAUGGGCAGCCGUCUUCGGCGGGGCUGCCGCGCUUCUCCUGCCGGGCUGCCAGGAGUGGGCCUUGCGCUCCUGCUCGUUGAAAGCGAGUUGCUUUGAAGUGCCCUGCUAUUGGAAGCGAAUUACUUGCAAUGCCUUGGCAUAGUAAGUAUUUUGUUUGUUGUGCUAGUAUAUUGCAAGCAAUUCGUGUUCAGCGCCAGGUCUUUAAAAGCAACGCGCCUUCAAUAUAAGGGGUCGCCCAGCAGCUGCCACACUCUAGCCUUUCGGAAAUGCGUUCCCAAGGUUUGCCGGAAAUCCUGGGAGCACAUUUCGGCAAGGCCCCCACGUCGGAUUUGUGCUCUGGCCGGCGACAGGUCUGAAGACCUCGCGCAAAAUCAUCCGACGUCGGGGAGAUAAAGAAGUGCGCCCCUAGGAUUUUCGCCGCUUCGAGACCUGGGAUCAUAGUUCUGCAAAGCCCCCGCCUAAGAUGAUGCUGUGCGGGUUUUUCUGUGUUUCAAGGUCAGAGCACAAACUCGGAUAGCACUCUCGUGCCCUGGCCUGCAGAAGUGUGCCCUGGACUUCUACGUCUGAUCCACAAUUGAUUCAAUUUCUAAUCCUGCUUAUUUACUAGGCUCCGCGCGGAGCAGGAGGGUCCGGGGCCGCGGUCGACGCACCAACCUUCACGUCUACCAGCGUUCGGGUGCCCACCCGGGGGAACUCCGGCCUACAAGGCACGACGUCCAGUACGAGUGCGACAACUGUUGUCGCUCCACCCAACCAUUCCGCAACGACAACUCAGGGUGGAAUCAAGAAGAGCAUGCACGACAAAAGCCCGGCCGAGCGGCUCCCGAGCACCCGGAGCGGCCUCUUGCAGGUGGAACCCGCGCCACCCUUGUCGCAAUCGCAAAUACAGUCACAAGGACCACCUGCUCCGGGUCAGACCUUUAGUACCAGUACGGCCGGUGGGGCAGCUGGGGACCACACUAUGUCAAUGGUACAACUGUCGCACCAGCAACCCGCUUCGGUCCCUGUGCGGGCGCCGGCGCCUGCGGCUUCGCAACAAAACGUUGUUGCCGCGGGUCGGGAAAUCAAUAAUGCCAACGAUGCGUCAGCUGCUCAACUUCUGGGAGCUGCGGCUGCAGGUGGGGUGGCAAACAACAAGCCGCAACAAGUGUCCUCUUCACCCAGCGGAAUGGAUGUGACGCAACUAAUCAUUGAAGAUAAAGUUACCGGGAAGGCCCAGUACCAUCAUCAAUCUCAAUCUUCGUCUGGCGGUGGCGCUGGCGCGACCACAGGCUCCAGCACCGCGAAAAUAACAGCAGCACCAAAUCAUGGGUCCGGCUCCGCUUCUAGUAGUAGCAGCUCUAGCAGUGCAGCCCACAACAUCAACACGGUAGGAGAGAAGUAUACAGAGACGUCGGCGAACCAGCAUCUGCAGCGGGGGAGCAACAUCAAAGCCGCGGAGCCAGGACCACCUAGUUCUACCGCAGCGGCCGCUGCCGGCUUCUGGUCCGGUACUAGCACGGCCUCGUCGUCGCGCUCUGGUACGGGAGGGAUGCAGCAGGCAGGAGCUGGAGGAGGCACUACUAGUUCUGGGGCAGCUCCUCUUACGAACUCGAACACCAGCCAGAUAAGGAGUCUCUCGUCUCAGCAGCGUCGUCCGUUCUCCAUGCAGUCAGUGGCGACCACCUUAGGGCAGCCAGCGUUGCUGUCAGGCGGAGGGAUCAGCACGAUGAAUGCAGCACAAACAUCCGGUAGUAGUACAGGAGGGCCGAACUAUGCGACCCGGGGCCGAGCGGUAAACUCCGGCUUCCAGAUCCGCGCUCCGUCGUUGUCCAGGACCCGAUCCUAUCAAAUGUAAAAAUGUUGUCUGGGUCUGGAAAGUUGUGAUGCUAAAAUGUGCAAGAUGAAAACAGUUCCGAAUGCAAUCUAGCAUGACAACUUUCCAGAACGCUUUCUCUCAUAAGCAAUCUGCAUGAGAGACUGCAUGUUUGCAUUGACAAAAGAUGCUGCGCCUUUUGUUGGUUGCGCAAUACAUAUUUCCUAGGUAUGGAAAGCUAGCAUUACAAGUUCCAACCUUCCAGACCCAGACAUAUUUGCAAUCCAUAGAUCCGGGACCUCCGGCGGGAACCUGGUCUCUCUGCUUUCCUUAUCCUGUGCAAAAGUAUCGUACUCGUAUUGCAAUCAUGCAUUACAAAUUUCUAUUUUAAGGCAAAUCCGCAUUACAAAUUUUCUCUCUCAAGCUGAGGAAAUUUGUAAUGCAUUUAUACGAGUACGAUACUUUUGCAGUUCAUAUUCCUGGCAGACGCCCGUCGCUGGGUACCGUGGUGCGGCUAGCGGAGCAGGGCCUCAACAUCAAGUAGAACAGCUGCCCGCGACUUCAACCACGACGGUUUUGCCCGAAGAGAGUAACUACACGACCGGUGCAGGAGGAGCAGCACCCCCCAGGGAAGCCGCUGCCGCUUCAUCGUCUGGUACAACGAACUAUUAUCUGCAGUCGCAACAUCAUACGCAAAGGAACCAACUUAGCAGAAAAAACUCGAACAGCUACCUGCGCCCGUCACCGCAGAAGCUCCACCUCGCGUCGCCGCACAUGGGAUUGCAAGCCAGAGCGCUCGUCGGUCGCGGGGGAGCUUCUGGUACUGGUCUACAACAGCUUCAGUCGCAGAGGACAGCGGCCCAGCAAGUAGUAGUACCGGGUGGUGCCACUAACGCUUCGUCGUCACUUCUGGCCGCGGGCACUAGUACAACGAUUGCUGACCAACAGCAAGCCGCUGCAUCUUCAAGUAGUGGAGUGGCCGUGCCGCCACCUGUUUCUGCUCCACAACCUGCGGCCUCGCAACAACAGCAACAUCAACCCCCACCUACCAUUCAUCCCAAGCAGGGAGCCCGCGAGAUCGAGGUGCGUGUUUCGCUGCCCCGACUGACGACCAGCAAGAACAGAAUAGUACAGGAAGCCGAGCACAUCAGCAUGAUUAUUUGGAGCACGGACACCGCGGCGCGCAUCGUUUCUGCCUGGAUUGAGGACCUACAUGCGCAGGGUCUGAGGGAAGCGCUUUCGGUAUCCUAGAUGAAAUCUGAAAAUCUAUACUUCAACGCCCGCAAUUGCACAUCGCGCAUAGGAUGAAAACUACUAGGUCCAGUUUUGCAUUUCAUACAGCUUGUAUGACUUUUACUUUUUCGAAUGUUUUGGCGCAGCCCCCGGCUGGCGGCGGGCGUAAUGCAAUUCGAAGUUCAGAUUCAUUCUGAGUGUUGAAGAUUUUCCAUCGCAUAUGCAGUCGCGCAGCACUUAGUUUUUCAAGUCUCGGAGGUGAUUUCCACGGACGAUACCGUCACGGAUUCGGUGCACGCAGCAACGCGCGUUAUGGACAAAACUGCGACCGUGACGGAAAAGAAGCAGUACAAAGUGGAGGUUUUAUCGAGCUUGGAAAACCAAACAAACCUCGAUGACAACCACGCGGCCACCAGCUUCGGGCCGACCGCAAUUUUGGCGGCAGAGUUCACUGGGAAGCUGCUCAUUGCAGAACAAAGUGUAGAAGUUGACAACAACAUGACAGCUCAGCAUGGCGCACGAGGUACAACAAACUCUGCUACAGCUCCGGCCGCAGCGGGGACAGAAGUUGCUGCGAAAAUGGCAACAUCGACCAAUUUCGGAGCUGUUCCCGCCAAUACUACUCAGCCGGCGUCUGUAGCGAGCUCCGUUGCCGCGCAGCCGACGGCGAGCAAGUCCCGGUUGAUGUACAACCAGCAACACAGCUUCACGCCGGGCUACCUGUCGCCCACGACUUUUUUCAAAGAUCACACCGCGACGACAAGCAAGAACCCGGGAGCACCAGGUGGGUUUGUGCACCCCAGUACUAUGAUGUUUCCGAACACAUCAAGCACGCCCGGCGCCACGCUCCGCACCAACCUGCAGCCGCAGAAACUCGGCGAACCGCAGCAGCAAGAGCCCCCUGCGCGCGGACGGUCGGGGGGCGGCCGCAAUGCUGGAGCUGGCGGAAACCACCAACCAGGAGCGACAGGACCAGCUGCCUCAUCCGGUGCUGCUAUGAACGGACGGUUGUCCGCGGCGAACCCCAAUCCCUGGCGAGGCCAGUACCGGUCGCCAUCCCCGAUUGCCGCCAUGCAAAUGACUUUGCAGCCACUCCGCCCCAUGUCGCCGCUCCGCCUGUGCCCCGAACCGGUCAGAAUGCGGUAAAGAAAUUUAGUACAACUGCUGCAUGAAAUAGAAGACGGGGCGUGGUUCCACAUCACACUGCCUCAGGCAUCUUGUGCAAUCAGGCCGCUGUAAUAUUCUACUUAAUACUUACUACCACCUUACUAGCUACGAAGCUACAGAAGUUGAACCGGAACUUGAGUAUAAACUAAACACGAUCAUUUUUCAACAUUAUCAUAAAAUAGAUUCCUAUUACUCUCCUGAGGCUAAGCCCGUAGUUUCUGACGGAGCUAGAAGGAGGAACUUACAGUUCGAUGAGUACGUACUGGCAGGAAAUAAUCAGAUCCAAAGCUACAUCAAUGUGAAAUGUAAAAUGCACCGUGGGUUCGGGUAAAAAAAAGCAAAGUAUGGGUUUUCUUUCACGGCACUUGCAAGCCGCCAGGCUCGAAUACUAUCUUAACAAACAGCCCGCUUGUAGUUGACCACUCUCGUACUAGGUUCGUACAUGAUGUGUAGUACAUCCUGCUCGACUUUUUAAGACAUGCGCCGCGCGUUGACUUUGCGAUUGCGAUCUCUUGCAAGACCAUUGUGGAUGAUGCAGCAAGGGCGAGUCAUAAGUACAGCUUUCCUGGUUAGCCUCAAUCCUUAUCCAGCUCCGCCUGCUUCGGAUCCUCCACAUCUAUACCCGACGAGGUGAAAUGAGCAUACUUACUUCAAUUUCUUUGUGUUGCUACGUCAAAAUGGUUCAAACAGCCCCCCUGUGUAAUAUGCUACUGCGCCGAGGGAGUCGAAGUGGUGUUGUUUGAAGCUGAAACUUCUACAGCUUUCACACCAAUGGUCGUGAUCACCAAGCCGAAGCCUGGAGCACCGCGAUCACAUGAAGUGCCCAUUAAAAUCUAAAUCGCAUUAGUGCGCAGCUUGGAACAUCUCAAGCUGAUGAAGACUGCUACGUGGGGCGAUAUUGACACAAAUCGAUACACGCACCACAACACCACCUUGUUUAUUGAGUAUCUGUGUAGCAGGUGGUCGUGGAAGCGUCUAGCAGUCCUGUCCGAGAAAGAGGAGCCGUCUGCCGCCAAGACAAGCUCUCAACACAUCGAAUGAUACUGUUUCCGUUACUGUUUAUAUGUUUUUAUGAAAAAGUUCAGGUUCAAGCUGCGUAAAGUACUUAAAAGUAAUAACAGGCGCUGUGAGGAAG